Molecule: messenger RNA, 3776 nt
Organism: Scomber japonicus (chub mackerel)
Lineage: Eukaryota; Metazoa; Chordata; Actinopteri; Scombriformes; Scombridae
Gene: vps35
Product: VPS35 retromer complex component
Exons: 17
Coding region: 66-2462 (798 amino acids)
Biological process (GO): retrograde transport, endosome to Golgi; intracellular protein transport
Cellular component (GO): late endosome; retromer complex; retromer, cargo-selective complex
Source: RefSeq, a predicted model, not a curated record
CAACACUGCUGUUAGUCACAUGACAGGCAGACCUCUCCGACUGACCUGAUACACAUCUAACAAUCAUGCCGACCACACAGCAGUCUCCUCAGGAUGAGCAGGAGAAGCUUCUGGAUGAAGCUGUGCAGGCUGUGAAGGUCCAGUCGUUCCAGAUGAAGCGAUGUCUGGACAAGAACAAGCUGAUGGAUGCUCUGAAGCAUGCCUCUAACAUGCUGGGUGAGCUGAGGACCUCCAUGCUUUCUCCAAAGAGCUACUAUGAGCUCUAUAUGGCUAUUUCUGAUGAACUUCACUACCUAGAGGUUUAUCUAACUGAUGAGUUUGCCAAAGGACGCAAGGUGGCAGAUCUCUAUGAGUUGGUACAGUACGCAGGCAACAUCAUCCCAAGGCUCUAUCUGCUGAUCACAGUGGGUGUGGUGUACGUCCGUUCCUUCCCUCAGUCUCGUAAAGACAUUCUAAAGGACCUGGUGGAGAUGUGUCGCGGUGUGCAGCAUCCACUCAGAGGCCUCUUCCUCAGAAACUAUCUGUUGCAGUGCACCCGCAACAUACUGCCAGAUGAUGGAGAGCAGUCAGAAGGAACAGAGGAGAUGACCGGCGAUAUCAACGACUCCAUUGACUUUGUCCUUCUGAACUUUGCGGAAAUGAACAAGUUAUGGGUCAGAAUGCAGCAUCAGGGUCACAGCCGAGAUCGAGAGAAGAGAGAAAAGGAAAGACAAGAGCUGAGGAUUCUGGUGGGCACCAACCUAGUUCGCCUUAGCCAGCUCGAGGGUGUGAAUGUGGAAAAGUACAAACAGGUUGUUCUUCCUGGAGUUCUGGAGCAGGUUGUGAACUGCAGAGACUCUUUGGCUCAGGAGUAUCUAAUGGAGUGCAUAAUUCAGGUGUUCCCUGAUGAGUUCCACCUUCAGACUCUGAACCCUUUCCUGCGUUCCUGUGCUGAGCUCCAUCAACACGUCAAUGUCAAGAACAUCAUCAUAGCCCUCAUUGACAGACUUGCCCUGUUCGCUCAUCGAGAAGACGGCCCCGGCAUUCCAACUGAGAUCAAACUGUUUGAUAUCUUCUCUCAGCAAGUUGCCACUGUCAUUCAGUCUCGUCAGGACAUGCCAUCAGAGGACGUGGUCUCUCUUCAGGUUUCUCUCAUCAAUCUGGCCAUGAAGUGCUAUCCUGAUCGUGUGGACUAUGUAGAUAAAGUCCUGGAGAGCACUGUGGAGAUAUUCAACAAGCUAAACUUGGAACACAUAGCGACCAGCAGUGCAGUGUCAAAGGAACUCACCAGACUGUUGAAGAUCCCAGUGGACACCUACAACAACAUCCUGACAGUGCUGCAGCUCAAACACUUCCCUCCGCUCUUCGAGUACUUUGACUAUGAGUCACGCAAGAGCAUGAGCUGCUACGUGCUGAGCAACACACUGGACUACAACACCACCAUCGUGGCCCAGGAGCAGGUGGAUGCCAUCUUGAACUUGGUAUCCACGCUGAUCCAGGACCAGCCAGACCAACCAGCUGAUGAUCCCGACCCUGAAGACUUUGCUGAGGAGCAGAGCCUCGUGGGUCGUUUCAUUCACCUGCUCCACUCUGAAGAUCCAGACCAACAGUAUCUUAUUCUCAACACAGCACGUAAACACUUUGGUGCGGGUGGAAACCAAAGGAUUCGCUACACUCUCCCUCCUCUGGUGUUCGCUGCCUAUCAGCUGGCCUUCAGAUACAAAGAGAACUCCUCAUCGGAUGACAAGUGGGAGAAGAAAUGUCAAAAGAUCUUUUCCUUCGCCCACCAGACCAUCAGUGCUCUAAUAAAGGCUGAGCUGGCUGAGCUGCCUCUACGACUCUUCCUGCAGGGUGCGCUGGCUGCAGGAGAGAUUGGCUUUGAAAACCACGAGACUGUAGCUUAUGAGUUCAUGUCACAGGCCUUCUCUCUGUAUGAGGAUGAGAUCAGUGACUCUAAAGCCCAGCUGGCAGCCAUCACCCUGAUCAUCGGUACCUUUGAGCGAAUGCGGUGUUUCAGCGAGGAAAACCACGAGCCUCUGAGAACCCAGUGUGCGCUGGCUGCCUCCAAGCUGCUGAAGAAACCGGACCAGUGCCGAGCUGUCAGUAUCUGCGCACACCUCUUUUGGUCAGGACGCAGCACCGACAAAAAUGGUGAAGAGAUCCGUGAUGGUAAACGGGUAAUGGAGUGUUUAAAGAAAGCCCUGAAGAUCGCCAACCAGUGCAUGGACCCAUCACUGCAAGUCCAGCUGUUCAUUGAAAUCCUCAACAGAUACGUGUGCUUCUAUGAGAGGGAAAAUGAUGCGGUGACUGUCCAGGUAUUGAACCAACUGAUCCAAAAGAUCAGAGAGGAUCUUCCCAACCUGGAGGCGAGUGAGGAAACGGAGCAAAUCAACAAACACUUCCACAACACACUCGAGCAUCUUCGCCUGCAGAGAGAAUCCCCAGAGUCUGAGGGCCCUGUCUAUGAGGGCUUGGUCCUUUAAAACUAUUGCAGGUUGGAAAGAUGUGAGGUUUCCAGUCCAUAGAUGUUUCACUAUAAUAUGAAUAUACAACCGCACACACAUCCCAUCCUGUACAUCAAGGAUAAAAGUAAUUGUCAUUAUUUUCCCAAGAGCUAAAAUAACUCUCCUCCUUUUUAUUUGUAUUAUUAUUCAUGGUUCUGCAUCAUUAACUCCUGGCUGUCCCUCACUAGCAGAACCUUUUUUCUGUAACAGAUUGGAGAUGUUGCAUUAUAAGAAGCAUGUGUGAGCAACACAAUGUGCACUUGUGGCAAGUCUUAGGCACCAUUCCUUUAUGAAUUCCUACUCGACCAAUUUGUCUUUAACUUGUAUCAUUUUACUGUUGAUAAUAGAAUUACUAGCUGUCAUAGGUGUUUCCACUAAGUCAUCAACCCAGCACUUGUUACCAUCUUAGCAUACUGAAGAAUGAAUGUAUUAGCUGAGUGUAUAAAGACUACAGAACCUGGUAGUGGUGUUGCUUAUGGGCUUGUCUCCACCCUUCAAUAAUCAUCAAGUGAUGCUCUCUAAGAUGACUUUGUGAUCAGUUUGAAACAGUUUCUGGUGAACUGAAGACCAGACAAAUGGAAGCACAGAGGAACAAAUAUCAAAACCUGCUGAAUGUUUUAGAACACAGCAUGUUAGCAACAGCAGUUAAGUUAAUAAUUGUUCAGCGUUUUGCUUGAUCCUCAAUUCAUCUACCAUCCCAGCUGGGCAGCAAAGAAACUACAAACAGUCAAAUUUAGUUAUUUGUAAGUAAGGUAAUUGUCAUAUUUGUCCAAAAAAUAUCACAUGCUCUCAUACUUAAGCAGUGCUUUUUCUUAAUAACACCAGACAUGGACUCAGUUUCAGCUAUCAGUAUUUCUGGACCUGUGAGUGGAUGGACACAUUCAUGUGAUGGUUCAUUUAGUAUGCUUGUACCAUAAGGCCUGGUUUUCAGUUUACUCUUACUCAGUGUCUGACUGUCACAAUAGUUUUGAUCAAUGUAAUCCACUGCUUGGUAACGGGGGUCACACUGAUCUCAGGAUUGAAUGCUAUUUGACAAGUUGCCAUACUGAUCAUGUAAUGAUGUACAUGUUUGCGGGUAAGAUUUGGGGAAUUAUUUGCUGCAGCAUGUGACUGGGUCUGCUGAUCUCUCUUUCUUAGCUCUCAUUGUUGAUUUGUUGGAGGCAGUAUUGACUAGUUUCUAUCCCUUUUUGAAUCUGUGUGUAAACCCACUUGUAAAUCGCAUAAAGAAAAGAUCAGAUUAAAUAGCAAUUAUCAUUGUCAUUUGCUGAAAUAAAAUUGAAAUUAUUAACAAUA